UUGGCGUUGAAGAAGUUGGACGACACGAAUGAGCAAAUCAAGGUGGUUGAAAAUUGAAAUAAAUUGUUGCAGAGAAAGAAUUGACAUCCUCGACCUCAUCCAUGGCGUUGACACACACACCCCUCCUUCCUCUUCCCUCCAAAUAUACACAGCAAAUGCAACGUAGUAGUACAUAGUUAUACUAGUAUUCAAUUUCUUCAACUUUCCCUUUUCCGCCAUUUCAGUAUUUACAACUUAGACUAUACUACUACUACUACUACUGCUGUUCAUCAUCAUCAUUAUUCAUACCCAAAAAGAACCAACGCCGCUUCUUCUCGUGAUUUGCAUAAAGAAUUCCCCGCUCCCUCCCUCUCUCUGCUUUACAGUUUUCACUCCUUUUACUCCCACUGCAAUUUCGCAAAUUGCAAUUACACCCCACCCUCACUUUCUCGUGCCCUUCUUCACUGGUAGAUUGAAUUGUUAUGUUCACCCUCUAUAUAUUUCUUCCAAUAUAAUUUGUGGGGUUUUCUUGUUUCCUCCUUUUCUUUUCUUUUCUUUUUCUGUUCCUUUCUUUAUGCUCUUUUAAAAAAAAAUUUUAAUUUCCAGUUUUGAAUUGUUUUUUGCCCUCGGCUUGCUGCUUUGGUCCUUUCAACAGUGGGAUGAAGAGUGGUCCAACUUGUUGAUGUAUCCUUGUUGUUAGUCUGGAAGUGAGAGAGACAACUCGUAAUCAAUGAGGUUUGGGAUCAGUUUCUUUCAUUUUUUCUCGUCCAAUUUACUCAAAGUGGCCUCUUUUUAUGAACAAGAGAGAAUGAUUAGGUUGUGCUAAUGGUUUAUGCGUUUUCCUUUUUCUGUCUAACAGGUAUUUUCGUAUGACCACAAAUUAUAUUCUGGCAUGAUUGUCGAGUCACCUCCAUUUUGCCUUCCACGAUCAUGAGUGCGCUGCUUGGUAGACAUGAGAUAAUAGAGUUGACAGAAAGCUACGACUCUGAAUCUAAUAUUAGUAGAGACGCUGCUGGAAAGCAUCAUUUGGGGAAAUCACUAAAGAAGCCUAGUAUUGAGGAUGACAUCAACAAAAUCUUUGAAGCAAUUGAGAUUGGGAGCUCUCGUCGAGGUAUUGGUCAAUCAGAACGAUAUGUUAGAGACGCAUCACACAAAAGUGCCAUGAAGAGGCCAAUGCGAGAUGGCCCUUCUCAUGCUUCGGGUAUUGGACUUUCGGAGCCAGUGAGUUUGAAACAGGCGUUGAGAGGGUUAUGCAUCUCUCAAGCAUCGGAGAUGGCUGCAGUGAAGAAACGCAUGUCAAGGCCAUCGGCUUCUCCUGGGAUUUCAGAAGUAGGAGCUGUCAAAAAGUUGUACAGGGCUGUAGUUACUGAAGCAAGUGAAGCUGCUGCUCGGCCUCUUGACGAAGUUAAAGGGAAUUUGAUGGAGAUAUCAUUAGUACAUGAAAGAAGCUCGUCGAAUGUAUCACACAAGGCUGAAGUUUCCGAGAGAAACAGGCAGUCUUCUGUUCUUUCAGAAGAUAUCACUCCUAUUCCCACUAACGAUGGAUGCAGUCUUCCGAAUUCUGAUCCCGUGGGGAGGUUGAAAUUGCCAUAUUCAUCUGUUAACAUUGCACUUAACAAGAAAGUCGAAGAGUCUGAGAGUUCAGAGACAUCAAGUGGGCUGCAAAAGAAGCAUGUGAAAACGGAGCAAAUCAGAAGCACUGACAAAGGUUUUGGUACAUCUCAACAAAAUGUAACAACUCAAAACAUUGCGAAGAAGAAAAUUGUGCCAAAAAGGACCUUUACUAAGAAGAAUCGCAGUCACCAUAGUGAAGGGCCUAAGAAUGAUAGUGGUAACGAGACUAGCAAACUAGCCCACCAAACACCAGAUUCUGUCCUGGAGAAGCGAUGGGAAGAGUUGGAGGAAUCAUUCCCAUCAUGCUCCAUAGAUUCUAGUGCUCCUAAGAAUUAUCAUGUUCCACAUACCUUUAACAAAUCAAAGAGUGUUUUGAUGAAAGCUGAUGAAAGGUCGAGAUCAAGGGAAAAAGGAGAGUUCUCACAGAGCUCAAAAAGUAGCAUAGGAGAAUAUAGCAGCACAACAAGCUAUAGUGACGAGAGCUAUCCCAGUGGGUCUAGCCGAAGUGGCUAUCGACCUCAUAUGUCGAAGGACUUGAGAUGGGAAGCCAUAAGUUCUGUCCAGAAGCAGCACGGUAGAUUGGGCAUGACACAUUUUAAGUUGUUGAGGAAGAUUGGUGGUGGAGAUAUUGGCACGGUAUACCUCUCUCAGCUGAUUGGCACGGGCAGCGUCUUUGCCAUGAAAGUUAUAGAUAAUGAAUAUUUGAGCAGCAGAAAGAAAAUGCAGAGGGCUCAAACUGAAAAAGAGAUCCUUGAAAUUCUGGAUCAUCCUUUUCUUCCUACACUUUAUGCCCAUUUUAUGACAAAUAAGUAUCUGUGUUUAGUCAUGGAAUACUGUCCUGGGGGUGAUCUGCACGUGCUUCGCCAAAAGCAGCUCACUAGGAGUUUUCCAGAGAAAGCUGCCAGGUUCUACGCUGCUGAAAUACUCCUCGCUUUAGAGUACCUUCACAUGCUCGGUGUGGUGUACAGAGACUUGAAGCCCGAAAACAUUUUGGUUCGUGAAGAUGGUCACAUCAUGCUCUCAGACUUUGACUUAUCCCUCAGAUGUGCGGCAAAUCCUAUGCUACUCAAGUCGUCUUCUCGUGUUUCUGAGACACCAAAGAAGAUGUCCAGUCCCUGCUCGGAUUCCAGCUGCAUACAUCCCUUCUGCCUUCAACCAUCAUGGCAGCUUUCAUGUUUCACACCCAAGUUCCUAACUGCUGCAGCCAAAACCCGCAAGCUAAAAUCCGAGUUAGCUGCUCAGGUCAUCCCACUGCCUCAGCUGGUAGUCGAGCCUGUAACUGCACGAUCCAACUCCUUUGUGGGGACACACGAGUAUCUGGCUCCAGAGGUCAUCAAAGGGGAAGGUCAUGGGAGUGCAGUGGAUUGGUGGACGUUUGGGAUCUUCCUGUAUGAGCUUUUAUACGGUAAGACGCCCUUUAAAGGAUCCAGCAACGAGGAUACUAUAUCAAACGUGGUGUCACAGUGCCUCCAGUUUCCACAAUGUCCGAUGGUUAGCUCUCAAGCUCGAGACUUGAUGAGGAGGUUGCUGAAGAAAGAGGCAGAGAACAGACUUGGGUCUGCAAAGGGGGCUGCAGAAAUCAAGCAACACCCGUUUUUCGAGGGGCUUAACUGGGCGUUGAUCAGAUGUGAGACGCCACCAGAGCUGCCCAAGUUCUUUGAUUUCGGUAAUGUUAUCUCUAACACUGUUUCUCACAGUAAAAAGAGCAAGCUCCCCACAGAAUUUGAGGAGAGGGGUGAGGGGAUAGAGUUUGAGAUGUUCUAGCAAAAUCAGAAUGUGGUAUAAUCAACACUGAAAUAGAAGCCCCGCUGCUGAAGGCGUCUUCACCCACCUCGUAAAGCAAAGGAAUCUUCACUCCCAAUUCUUCAUUGAUUCCGCUGGAACCAUCAAUUAUCAUGAGGGAAAUCAAGCAGACCCAAGAAUGAUAGCAGCUGC
Salvia splendens (bonfire salvia) is the source of this 3528-nucleotide messenger RNA. Its product is annotated as serine/threonine-protein kinase D6PK-like. The record is from RefSeq and is a predicted model, not a curated record. The transcript is spliced from 6 exons. Lineage: Eukaryota; Viridiplantae; Streptophyta; Magnoliopsida; Lamiales; Lamiaceae. Gene Ontology annotation, molecular function: protein kinase activity; ATP binding. Gene Ontology annotation, biological process: protein phosphorylation. Bases 910 to 3357 code for a protein of 815 amino acids.